Guyanagaster necrorhizus is the source of this 809-nucleotide messenger RNA. RefSeq lists its product as uncharacterized. The coding region runs from base 39 to 671 and encodes 210 amino acids. Lineage: Eukaryota; Fungi; Basidiomycota; Agaricomycetes; Agaricales; Physalacriaceae. The transcript is spliced from 3 exons. The record is from RefSeq and is a predicted model, not a curated record.
CAUGACUCCGACGUCGACUGCCACUUUGCAACAUUUUCAUGAACGCUGGUGGGGAAACAACAACCUUCUCAGUGCCAACACAGUCAUACACCUUCCAGCAUUCUCAGACCUCCAUAUUUUUGCUUUUUCUGGCUCCUGACUAUUGGUUCGCAAAUGGUCAUUCAGGCAUCGGAAAGUCUGUUUUCCUCUUCUACCUCUCAUAUGAUGUCUGCAAGAGUCCCGGGAUAUUGUGUUCUACUUCUUUGGUCGAACCCUUCUGUUCGAAAGAUGGCGUCCGGGUGAUAGACCUCACGCAUUAUCCGCUACAGCUCAUCAGGCACGGGUAUCUCUUCCCUACACUCGCUUCAUCACGGUCAGAAGAGCUGUAUUCCAGUUGGGCCAAAAGGAGGUAUGCUUCUCGGUUCGUUAUGAAUCCUUGGAGCGACGAGGAAAUUUCUAUAGGGGCCGAGCUUUUGAGUUGCGAUGCCACGCUCGUCCUGUAUGUCCUGUGUCGAUCGCUAUUAUCACAAGUAUUGAACUUUUGUGGGUUUAUCAUAAGGGACGUUUAUAGUCGUCUCUUAUCCCAGGGAUCGAUUACUAUUAUAGACCGUAUCUAUGGUCCUCAUCCACGCGUUUCUAGUCCCGCUUCCAAGUACUCACCACUUUUCACUGCUUACAUGGGACAAUUUUGAUAUACCUUAUUCUGCGGCUCUAAUGUUUCGUCAACCGACUCCAACUGAUGGACCGGGGUGGGACGACAUGUAUCUCGACUUCCGCUCCCCUUGUCUUACAUAAAAAGUGUGGGAUCAACUUGUUCAUCUUGAGUACGA